CCCUGCGCGAGCGUCGUCGCUUGGGUUCGCGAGGGAGAAUCUCAGAUGCGCGCGGACGAUACGCGCUCGUGAAAGCAACUACCGAGAGGCGGCUGGUCCCUCGCUGGGUCGCUUAAAUGGCUUUGCGUAUUAUGUCAGCGAUAGUGCCGAAUACUCAUAAUAUAGUAGACCAUGCAGCUGAAAAAGAGAAAUUACUGGAGGAUCUGUUAGUGUCCGCGAAAGAGUGUCACGUCAGAUUUGGGGGACGUGCGGAAUUAGCCACGGAAUCGGAAGCAUGCGUGGCGAAGCUCUGCCAUAUAUUCGAAUUGAUUUUCAGCCACGGAUUGAAGACAAAUUACAUAGAAAAAAUCAAUUCAGCAUUCAGACAUGUAUCUGAUUUGGUCUCUGGUGGCAAUACAAGACCUGGUAGUGUAGCGGAUAUAGCGUUCUGGCCGUGCAUAAAGGAUCAACUCACCUGGCAUGAACAGGAACGUUUUAGCACGUUGAGAAGAGUUCACACGGAUUACGGUCGAGGUAGAGCAUGGCUGAGAGCUGUCCUGAACGAAAGAUCUCUCGAACGGCACUUACACGCUGUCAUAAAUCCUAGCACGCUGUCUCCUUUUUAUGAAGAAUGGGCCUUCUUGCUUGACCAGGAAAAGAGUGCCGUAUUACCUAACGUAGCUGCCGGUCUUGGUACGAUUUUAUUUGCGAUAAGAACGGACAAUGAGGAACUUGACGACCUAAAUGGAAAAGGAAUGGACCGAAAUAGAUUCGUGCAAUCGGAGCCAAUAAUUUCUACAGUAAUACCAGAAUCUCUUCCAUCUGAACAAGAAAAGCGGAAAAAGAAAGUACAAACCCGUAUAAUUUCUUUUGAUGACAAUGAGGAAGAAGAGCGCAGAGAGACUGCAACUUCUAUUAGUGCUCCACCAACGUGCCCCAGUUCUCCUGUGGUAACGCCGACUAAAGAUUCCGCUUCCACAUAUUUAUCAGAUUGUCAACCUCAAGCAGAGUCCAAUGACAGUACAGCGAUCAAUACAAAACUUCCAGAGUGGGAACAAUGCGAGUCUUUUGAAGAAGAGAAGAUACUAACCCCUGUGAUGGAUACUGGAAAUUUGGGUGGCCUUGUACCUAUUUCAUCACUCGAUCAAACAUUAGAUGAUAUGUUAGUCACGCUGCCAAACUACUUAGACGAUUCAUCUGAAGUAACGGAACCUGCUCUAGAGGCAACAGAACCAUUAGUUGGUUUAGAUUUCCAUGUAGAUCCGGAGACUUUAGAUGUAGACACUUUACGGGUAAGGCUUUUAGCUAUGACGGAAGUGCUGGAACAAGCUAGGGAAGAUGCUAUAACGAGCAGAUUGCAAUUAGCUCGUUUCCAAAGGCAACAUCAACAUUAUGCGGAAAAACAUGAAUUACAGUUGCAAACAUUGAACAGGGAGAAUGAACUCUUACGUCAGCAACUGCGUAAGUAUGUCACUGCUGUUCAGAUGUUAAGACGAGAUUCCACUUCCACGGUGUCUGAGGAAGAUCCAUCAUUAGACUAUCAUAACGAGGCGAGACAAUAUGAAGAGAAGUUGAUACAAGUUGCAGAUAUGCAUGCUGAAUUAAUGGAAUUUAAUGCUAGAUUAACAAUGCAGUUGACAAACAGGGAUAGAUUAGUAAAGAUGCUGCAAACAGAAUUGGAGUGUCUCCGAGGACCGUUGAAUGAAGAUGAUUUACCUGCGGAGCCACCAUGUCUUAUUCACAUAUGGAUUCCAUCGGCAUUUCUUACAGGACAAUCAUCUGACAUCCAUCAUGUUUAUCAGAUUUACGUACGCAUAAGAGACAUAGAGUGGAACAUUUAUCGGCGAUACGCUCAAUUUUAUGCGCUUUAUCGAGAAUUAAAGAAACACGACUCUAUUGUUACAACUUUUGAAUUUCCACCGAAGAAAACGAUAGGAAAUAAGGAUGCGAAAUUUGUGGAAGAACGACGGCAAAAGCUGCAGCAAUGGUUACGACGAGUCGUCGGGCGCAUAGCGCAGUGUUCACCUGUAUUCGCGUGUAGGCCGAGCCGACAGACGCUCGUGUCUCUGAUGCCUUUCUUUGGUGAUAGUCCUAAUGCUGAGGAAUCGAGGAAAAAUAAUUCCGCAAGAAAUACUUUUUCUUCCUCCCCUCAAUAUAUGGGUUUAUAAUCAUGACAAUUUUUAUAGACAAUUUGUAUAUAAUGAAAAACAAAUUUUAAUUUAACUGCGUCAGACAAGUAUCUUGUUAUACACAAUAUACACUGUUGAUAAUUAAGGAAAUAAAUAUCGCUACGUGUAUUUAUGUAAAUAAGAACAUAUAUAUACACAUGUGACUAACAUAUAAUGCCAGCAUGUGUAUAAAAUUAAUAUGUAGUAAAAAAAAUAUUAAAAGCUGGUCUUUUCUAUGCAAGUAAGAUUUAUAUUUUUUAAUGUUUUACCAAAGGAAAUUAUUACCCCAGUCUAAAAUCCUAUCAAUUUGAUUACAGAAGAAAAUAUAAUAAUAAAUUACACUGUUUUUAUUAAACUCAAUGCAAUAUUGGUAACAAAACUUCUACUCGAUUAGUAAUAUAUUUGUUAUUGAAUAUAUGAAACCCUGAUAUAUAAUUGGAUAUAAUUACAUAAUGUAAAGUAACAACAGUAAUAGAAUAUAAAUUGUUUGCUCAAAUAUAAGUUUCGAUAUAUAUAUAUAUAUGAAACAUGUUAAAAGAUUAAAGAAUACAAAAGUAAACCAGUUGGCUGAAUGAAAUAUGAAAAUUUAUUCAGAUAUAUAUCAUGAUCUUUUUCUUUUUUAUUCGUAUGACUAAAAUAUGUUAAAUUAUUACGUACGAUAACAAAGUGUAAUCAAAUUACAAGAUACCUCUCGUUUUCUAAAAAGUUUAUUUAUGUAAGGCGUCUUAAUAGUAAUAUAAAAAGGUACAUUUGUCCAUUUAUCUUUUAUGACAAAAAUAAAGGUGCAUAUUGUUAUCGGAAUAAGUACAUAUAAUAUUAUGCCGGUAAAUCAGAGUACAACUAAUCGCGUAUGUAAAAAUCAUGAAUUUUAAUAACUUACAUAAGAUAUUCUCACUAUGGAGAGGUAAGAUAAUAAGAGGACUCAUGAGAUCAAAGAUAUCGAUAAGUGUAUCUCGAAAUAAAUCUGCGCAAAACGCAAGUAGCACUUUCGGCUCAUUUAAAUAACAAUUCAUUUUUUUACAAUAAUAUUUGUACUAGGCAACACUUUGGCUGUGCUCACCUUUCCAUAUUGAGAGAAGUUCUUUCUUCCUUAAUGGCAUGGUACGCUCCAAGUUACAAAUAUACUUAUUAUUAACGUUUCUCUUUUUUUUCCUAUCGACGAAUAAAGGUCAGUAAUAAUUAUAUCAUUUUGUAAAUCAUGCAAUAGUCGAUGUGUUUAUCUCAAUGGCCGAACGAAAUAUCAUGAGCUUAGAUUACAUCACAAUCGCAGUAUAUUAAUCAUAUUCAUCGUAAGCAUCGUUAUUAAACCAUCCACGUUCAAACGAUCAAUUUUCUCACCCAAUAAAGAAUGACAGAAUUAAACAAAUUUUAUGUACAAAUCAAUCGAGUAGUAUAUCAAGAGAUUCAAUAUAGAUAUUAAAAAGCACGAAAUUUUAUCUAAUAUUCUCAAUACUAACUUUGUUUUAUAUAUUUUUAUACAAUUCCUGAAUAUAUAUUUGUGAUAAUUGAUCAAGAAUAUAUCGAAAUAUUAUUAAAACUGCGAAAACGGACAUCUAAUAAAGUAAUCGUAUAUUAUAUUGAAUGAAAUGGUGUCCUAAUAUUGAAAUUUAUUUGCAAGACUACUAAGCCAGUAAAUCGUGAUAAGAAUACAAGUUGUUCCAGAAUUAUAUAUAUCAAGGUUUCUUAUUAAAAAUUGAAAUAAAUUUUCUUCUUUAUGAAAAUGUAAUGUAAAAGUAUCGUUUAGCGUCCAUUUCAAUAUUUAAGAAAUAUGCUAAUCCUGGAACAUCUUAUAAGCGUAAAAAAACAAGUGAUAAGUAAUUAUUGCGAAAAUAUGAGCACAAAACUAUUUUUGUAUAUGUACACAUUAAUAUAUAUGUAUAUAUGUAUAUAUAUAUAUAUAUACACAUUGACCAACGUGCUGUUGUUGCUUCAUCAAUAAACUUUCAUUUAAUUUUGUGAAAA
This is a messenger RNA of Vollenhovia emeryi, 4109 nucleotides long. Its product is annotated as sorting nexin-29. Bases 117 to 2147 code for a protein of 676 amino acids. The transcript is spliced from 12 exons. NCBI's taxonomy places the organism in Eukaryota, Metazoa, Arthropoda, Insecta, Hymenoptera, Formicidae. Gene Ontology annotation, molecular function: phosphatidylinositol binding. The record is from RefSeq and is a predicted model, not a curated record.